This is a messenger RNA of Elaeis guineensis (African oil palm), 3274 nucleotides long. The record is from RefSeq and is a predicted model, not a curated record. Lineage: Eukaryota; Viridiplantae; Streptophyta; Magnoliopsida; Arecales; Arecaceae.
UCAAUGAAGCCAACUAAUCCUGUAAAUCUUCACAUGUGUAUCUUGUUACAAAUUCAUGAAACCAUGUUGAAAUAACUAGUGUGGAUAUUUAAGCAUGUACAGAAUACAGAUAAGUAUGCCAUACAGUUAUGUAUUAAUUAGGCUGAAAAUUUUGAUCAAACUUGCAGGCUGUGGAACUGCUGUGGUAAGUUCAAACUGAUAUGAUACAAUGCUGCAAAAAUAUAUAAUAUAGUGUAAUCAUUAAACAAGUAAUAGAGAUUGAUAUGUCUUCCUACUUAGCUGUAUGAUCUUGAAGAUCUAUGUAAAUAUUCUUGAAAUAAUUUAACUGUCUCAUAGAUGUUUAUGUAAUUUCAUAUUUUUCUUGCUGUUAUCUUGUUGUACAUUUUCAAGAUCAAUUGCUUGUUUCGAGUGUUUGCAUUAGACUCUUCAACCCCUCAAGCUUCCUUUGUUACUUUAUAAUGAGCAUUCUUUGACAGGCACAAGCGUGAAAUACUGAAAUCCUACACGCUGUUAUCAUUGUUAGGAUGGGAAUAAAUUUGCUAUUCUUGCUAAAUACAAUGUGAAUCAGUCCUAUGUUUCUUGCAUAUUGGAUUUAGUUGUCUGUGUUGCUAUUAGGCAUAAGUUAAGGGAGAGCCUUGGUUGUCAGAAUUUCGAUCACUUGCCUUGUGAUGACAGUAGCUACUAUAUAUUAUUAGAUUGCAUUUAACACCACCUGCAGUUCAGAUGCAUGAGCUGUCAAACCAGUUGCUCUGAUAACCAAACUGGAAGUGUGCUUGCAAUAUCAGAGGCCUUGCUUGCUAGUAGGUGUUAACUAUAAUAAAAUGCUAUCCACCUAUACCUGUAAGGACGUCAGUUUUCUGCUAAGAUACCCUUUGAUAUGUAUGUUCUUAUUAUCAACUGGCUGAUUGUGUUGGAGACUAAGUUAAUGUACCACAAGUAGAGUGUGUGUGCAUGUGCUGGAGGAAACUACUAGGUAUUGAUUUGGAAAAUUUGUUGAUGUCGUGGGCGCAGCUGAUAACUCAUUUGGUGUGUAUUGCCUGCAUUAUGCUUGUCUUUUUUAUAUAUGAUAGCUUGUUUUUUCUGUGUGCUUAUCUACUCAUCUUCUCAUGUCAUAAGCGCAAAUAUGUCUUUAACUCUUUGCUAGGCUGUCUUCACUUUCUUGAUUUGCAUGUGUUAUGUCAUGUCAUGUCAUACUUGUUGUGUUUGGUGAUGCAGAAAUAAUGAUCCUUAUAAUUAGCAAUUUCUGCAUUUGCAUUUGCUUUUGAUCUAUUUCUGUCAUUGAUUGCUCCAGAGCAAUUGCCUCUUAGUAGGUGAGUCCAUGUAUCCUACACUAAUCAUUUUAAGCACCUAAAAAUGCAUCUUUUUGCACAAUCAAAAACAUUUGUUGCUAGGAGCUAUUAACUGGCAAGCUUAUGGCCUUUGUUCUGGCAUGCUGCUACAUGUUAUGAAACUGAGCGGUGGUCCUAUCAAAUAGGCUCUAAAUGAAGUGCUUUACUAAGCUCAUUUAGCUAGUAAUAAUUAGUUGGAACUGUUAUGAAACCUUUUCUUAUAAUUGUUCUUUCUUUUAGCAAAAUAGUUAUGGUUUUUGUAGUCUGGUAGUUGUCAUGGACAUAAACAAUGGGUUUAAAUUGCUAUUAGCAAACAGAUUUCGAUGAAAAAAUAAAUAAAAGGCAUUGUGAAUUGUAACAUCAAAAUUUCAGUCUUUUACAUGAAUUGUUCCUGUCCAGUAAUUUUGUGACUUAACUUGAAGCAUUGAUAUAUUUGCUAAAUUCACUCUCUCUCAUCCUUGUUCCAUAUUCUUGAAGGAUUACCGGGAAGAACAUCCAGAAGUGACCGUUCUUGACCCACCAGAUGCCAUACAGCAGUUACGCAAUCGCCAAUCAAUGCUUCAAUAUGCAGCCAAUUUGAAUUUGUCUGAUUGCUAUGGUAAAGUUGGGGUUCCUAGGCAACUAGUUAUAACUGAAGACCCUACGUCGAUCCCACAUGCCGUUGCAGAGGCUGGACUAACAUUACCAUUAGUUGCUAAGCCAUUAGUAGCGGAUGGAAGUGCAAAGUCGCAUGAAUUAUCUCUUGCUUUUGAUCAAUAUGCCUUGUCAAGGCUUGACCCUCCCUUGGUUCUCCAGGAAUUUGUUAAUCACGGUGGUGUUCUCUUUAAGGUCUAUAUAGUGGGGGAAUCGAUAAAGGUUGUGCGCCGGUUUUCUCUUCCUGAUGUUAAUAAAUGUGAACUACUUGAUACUGCUGGUGUCUUUCGGUUCCCAAGGGUGUCUUGUGCUGCUGCUUCAGCUGAUGAUGCAGAUCUGGAGCCUAGUAUUGCUGAACUUCCUCCUCGACCUUUGCUCGAAAGGCUUGCUAGAGAGCUUCGUUGCCGAUUGGGUCUUCGAUUGUUCAACAUGGAUAUAAUCAGAGAGCAUGGAACAAGGGACCAGUUUUAUGUCAUCGAUAUCAACUAUUUUCCUGGUUAUGGUAAAAUGCCAGGCUAUGAGCACAUAUUCACGGACUUCCUCAUAAGCCUGGUUCAAGCAUAACAGGCGUAAUCAAAUGACCACGGACUUUUUAAUUUUCCAGCAUUUAUGUGGUCAUUUGAUCACUGAGAAGCUACAACAUGUGGAAUAUGUAUCUGGAGGAUGGCAAGAUUAUGGCCCCAAAACAGGAAAUUUACAAAGUCUACAUGGCUGUGAUUUGAGAAAACUGGACCGAGGCAGGUUGGUGGCUUUAAAUGGAUUUCACCUUUAAUCAGUUGGUCAUCGCCAUGGAUGCAUGCUACCUCAACUGAAUAGCAAACUCUAUUUUUGUUUAGGUUGUCCAUUUCGAUUAUUGAUUUUUUUAGGUGUACCUUUGAGAAAUUGAUUGUCAAGCUCAUAAACUGAUGGCUCUAAGAUCAAAGGCAUAUUUUGGUUUUCCACUUUGCCUCUGAAAGCAAGAGCUAUGAACGACCUUUUGUCCAGAGUCAGAACUCGUCAUUGUUGGCUAAAGAUAAGAAGAUUAGGUAUUAUGUCUCCAUUUUCAUUUAACUUUUAUUAUUUGAGAGUAAAUAUGGGGGCCAAAGCAGUGCACUGGUUCAUGGAUUGCUGUGUGACUGGUUUGUGGUGCAAUGUCGAUUUUAGAAUGCAGGAAUUUAUUAUAGCCAUCUGUUCAUCAGAUUAUUUCUGGCUGCUUGUAACCUUGUUCCUGUGACAUGGAGGAACAUGAUGUUUCUUGCAAAAGGCCUGGGAAUAAUGCUUAUGAGGGGCUACCGCACACAGGUUUUUGAAGAAUAUAUGUGCCAAGUUUUCCU